AUGUCACAAUUCGAAAAAGUCGAUGUUCUAAGGCAUGCUUUAACCCCUGGAACUCUAGAAGAGAAGAAAGAUGGUAAAGUGGUGGAAGUGUUUUCCAAUAAUGUGGAAAGUCCUGACGAUCUAAUGGUUUUACCUACAGAAUUGAUAUUGUAUAUAUUUGAGAUUCUUUAUUAUAGGAAUCAGUUAAAACCUAAAUUUUUAAGAAUAAGUAAAUUGUUUCACAUAUUGCUACUACCGAUGAUAUACAACUAUCCGGUACUAAAAGCUACCAACUUCUUUGCAUUCGUUGAAACCAUUUCAAAUAAUAAAAAAAUCGGAGAAUACGUCAAACAACUUGAUUUGUCAUAUAUAAUACAGCUGGGUAAAAAUGCUUUUGUAGCUAAAUUAUUGAAAAGAUCCAAGAAGAAUUUGAUUAAUUUUGUUGCUCCACAGACAAGUUUUGGUCUAGGACCAUUAUUUGCCUUGAGGAAUUGUGAAAAAUUGAAAAUUUUAGAUUUAAGGUUAGUUUCAGAGACUUUAAAUUUGAAUGAAUUAUUCAAUUCCAUAAGAAAUUUGAAAGAUUUAGAGAAAUUAUCAUUCCCGAGGUCAUCAAUUGAAAUUGAUGCUGAAAUGAUAUCACAAAUUCAUUGGCCACCUAAAUUAUCGGCAUUAAGAAUCAGUGGAGGUAUUUCUGAUGAAUUCUUAGUUAAAUCUGAUUUACCCCUUUCAAUUACCCAUCUUGAAUUUGCCCAUUGUCCAAUGAUUAAAGAUUACAGUGUGACUACAUUAUUUGCUAAGUUUGGUAAGAACUUGAAAACCUUGAAGAUUGAAUAUCCAAUGCCAAAAUUAAAAGAAGAUUCUUUGGAUUCAAUAUUCAGGUUCUGCCCUAACUUAACCACAUUAUUGGUUUAUGUAGAUUAUAUUUCAGGAGGAUUCUUUGAUGAUGAUAAUUUAUUGUACUAUCCUGAUAGACCAUUGAGAAACUUGUACAUUGAUAGUAGUGGUAUGUUAGGAACAUCAACUAAAUUACAUCCUUUAGAUUUAGCAUUAGCAUUAACUGAUGGGAGAUUACCCAAUGUUAAAAACAUUCGAUGUACUGCUAAAUUAGGUUGGGAUCCUCAAUCUGAAUAUGUUAGUACGAUUAUUGAAAUAUUAGAGGAAAGAAAUGGUGGACUUUAUUUGGGUUAUUAA
This is a messenger RNA of Yamadazyma jaroonii, 1170 nucleotides long. NCBI's taxonomy places the organism in Eukaryota, Fungi, Ascomycota, Pichiomycetes, Serinales, Debaryomycetaceae. The record is from the annotation of a GenBank genome assembly.